AUGCCGCGCCACUUUCAAUUUCUUGAUCUUCCAAGAGAAAUUAGAGAGAUAAUUUACGAAGCAUUGUUAUGCAACUGGGAGCUCAACCACACACGAGAGCGCGCCUACCUGAGCACCCGCUUCGACAACCCCACAGCAAUCUUACGACUCAACCAUCAGAUUUACAGCGAGGCAUUUGACUACCUCGUGAAACACAAUCAAUUUAUCAGUGUAGACUGUGAUGGCAUUAGCAUCCGUUCUGACCCCCUCGGCCGCCAGAUCCUCGCAGUGACAGAGGACCCCAAGAAGAUCGGCCAGUUCAACGGCUACGUCGCUCGCAUCAAGUGGUCUACAAACAAGGAUCCUCUGCAGAAGAUUCGACGAAAACAGUACAUGGUCCUCGGACGACAACUUCCCGACCUCCUCAAAUGCACAGACUACCACGUCAUGACUCAAUGGCCAGCCAUCACUAUGACCAUCGCCAUCAACCCCAUCCGUACUUCCAGGACGGAUCUUACCACCCCUUCCCUCCGCCCUUUCCAGAUAUCCCUCCUCCACAUCAUUCCUACGCUCCUCCACGCCUUCCCGGGCCUCACCAUCGAAGGCACUGCCGUCCCCAGAAGACUCGCUGGCCACAUCAUUCGCGAGACUGCUCGGCCCCGCUGGAUGACGCCCGCUGCUGCGCUCGCGGAUCUUCUCUGGUUCAAGCACAACAACGAUCGCCUCGCAAACGAAGCGUACUACCUUUCCACCAACACCGCCAUUGAAUGCGGGCUCAAGACAAUCGACUACAUGCGCGCGUCGCCCGGCUGGCCGGAAUUGAUACUUGCUGGCGGUCGGUCGUUCGUCAAUGCAGUUGCUGAGCUCGCAUUUGAGUUACGAGUUGCAAGGGCGCAGCGCGCGCUCGAUGCUAUGGAGCGCUCCCAAUCUCGCAGAAACCUGGUAGAGGAAUUCUCAGAGCAUGUCAAUGCUGAUCUAGCCAAAUGUCUUCCGCCAGUUCCAUCGGAUGGCGACGAAGCCUUCUGGGAGCCCAACCAGGAGCAGGUCGCUGUGGUCUUGUGUAUGCAUGCCAGGAAGCAUCGGUUGCUCCUUGAUGUGGAGAGUCGUGAUGCUGCGGUGGGAUUGGUGGAGCGGGCGCUGCAAAUGGUUCCUGAUAACGAGGCGGUGAGGCGAGAGAGCAUUGCGGUGGCGGCGUGGUCGAGGCGUGUCGAUAGGUAUAUCAACGAGGUUUGGGUGUCGAGUAGUGGAGCGAUGGAGGAAAUGUGGCAAUGGUGGGAGCAAGAAGUAGAGUUAUGA
Molecule: messenger RNA, 1275 nt
Organism: Paraphaeosphaeria sporulosa
Lineage: Eukaryota; Fungi; Ascomycota; Dothideomycetes; Pleosporales; Didymosphaeriaceae
Exons: 2
Coding region: 1-1275 (424 amino acids)
Source: RefSeq, a predicted model, not a curated record